Molecule: messenger RNA, 4699 nt
Organism: Tachysurus vachellii
Lineage: Eukaryota; Metazoa; Chordata; Actinopteri; Siluriformes; Bagridae
Product: alpha-2-macroglobulin-like protein 1
Exons: 35
Coding region: 8-4357 (1449 amino acids)
Cellular component (GO): extracellular region
Molecular function (GO): endopeptidase inhibitor activity
Source: RefSeq, a predicted model, not a curated record
UCCCAGGAUGCGCUUUCCAGGAGUUCUUUUUGGAGUUAUUUUGCUUUAUCCAAGCAUCAUAGCAAAGAAGACCACCAGAGAUACCUUCUACCUCUUGGCUGUAACCUCCAAGGCUGUAGGGGGCACAACAGAGACGUUAUGUGUCACAGUCAAACCUCAUCAGAAAUUUUCACUGAAAGUGAUCCUGGAGUGUAAUGAAAACAAACUCACUCUUCUGAUGGAACAGGAUAUAAGACUAGAAUAUUACCGCUGUGUCCCAUUCAAGGUUCCUGUCGUAAGUGUGGAAUCAGUGGCAUCUAUUGACAUUCAUAUAGAAGAAGAAAAUGAAAUCCUGAACAAGACAACAAAGAUUCUCAUCACACCUCCGAAUCAUCUGACCAUCAUUCAGACAGACAAACCCAUCUACAAACAAGGACAAACUGUCAAAAUCCGCAUUGUGUCUCUGGAUUCCUAUUUCCUCACCUACAGUCAGACGUUUCCGACAAUAGAAGUGCAGGACCCGAACUCAAACCGCAUCGGUCAGUGGCUGAACGUCAGCACGUACAGCGGCCUGGUGGAUCUGUCGUAUCCCUUAAACUCUAAGGCCACCAAAGGAGUUUAUAUCAUCACCGUCUGGAACGAGAAAAGCGAAGCGAUCACACAAUCCUUCGAAGUCAAGGACUACGUGCUGCCAACGUUUGCAGUGACGGUCAAACUUCCCCCAGUCAUCACCAUCCUGGACACAUACGCUACACUGAAAGUGUGUGCUAAAUAUACAUACGGGAAGCCUGUAAACGGAACCGUGAAUUCGACCGUCUGCCGUAACAGUAUCAGAUACUUCUGGUUCCCACCAGGAAGCACAACACCAUCAGACAUCUGCAGGGACUAUACAAUGAAGACUGACAAGACAGGCUGUGGACAACGUGUCUUAAAUCUGCAAGAAUAUGUGUUAACUGACUCACGCUAUGAAAGUGUCAUUAAUGUUCAGAGUACGGUGGAAGAAUACGGCACUGGUGUGAUUAUGAAAGGCUCCGGCAGCUCGUCUAUAACAUCCGAUAUCAUCACCCUGUCGUUUGAGGAUUCACCGACGGUGUUUAAGCUGGGAAUUCUGUAUGAAGGACAGAUCAAACUGACCGGUCCAUAUGGCGAUCCUAUGAAAGGAAAAGUAGUGAUUCUGACUGUAAAUUAUGCUACGGUUAAAAAUGCAUUAUGGAGGCUGGUUACAAAUGACGAAGGCAUUGCAAAAUUUACCCUCUCUACUGAACUGUGGGGUCUGGAGCCGGUCUCUCUUCAGGCACAGUAUGAAGUGACUCCCAGACAAUUUGUAUAUAAGGAGAACGAUCUCACACCACGGUACCCCAGAGCCUACCUCACGCUUCAGCCUUUCUACUCCAUAAGCCACAGUUUUAUUCAAUUAAAGAGCAGCUCAAAUCCUUUCGACUGCAAUAAUAAAGCUGUGAUUGAAGCUCAGUACGUGAUACAUGACAGCACGCAUUCGAAACACCGGAACAACUUACCCUUCUUCUACAUGGUGAUGUCUAGGGGACAUGUAGUGCAGCAUGGACAAAUUCUGGAGGUCAUACAUCCAGGAAAAGCGGUGCACAGGGGCAAACUGUUUGUGUCACUGGAGAACACGUUAGCAUUGUCCCCAGUCGCUCAAGUCGUCUUAUACACAGUCCUUUCCACUGGUGAAGCUGUGGCAGACAGCAUGAACUUCCCCAUUCAGCUGUGUUUGGCUAACAAGGUGUCUCUGAAUUUCUCGGACUCCUCUGAGCUUCCUGGUGGUCAGGUGUCACUGAUUCUGAGAGCCACUCCAGGAUCACUGUGUUCAGUGAGGGCCAUAGAUCAGAGUCUGUUACUGCUGCAACCAGAGAAUGAACUCAACAUUCAGUCGGUCUUCAAUAUGCUGCCUGUUCAGAGCUUAUCAGGAUAUCCAUACAACAUUUAUGAUGAGGAUUCAUACCAUUGCUUGGAGAACCCACACAUUAUUGACAACAUAGUUGCAGCACCAAGGUCAAGAUUUAUCGGUUUUCCUAAUUAUGGAAAAACUGACGUGUACAACACCUUUAAAGAUGUUGGAAUAAAGAUCCUGACCAACACCGUAGUCAAGAAACCUUCUGAGUGUGUUAAUAGUCUGUUCUAUAUGAGGGGAGACGCAUCCAGGGAUGCACCGGCCGUCUCUCAGGGAGAAUCCGCUUCAGAGAAACCGGUCGUUACGAUCCGCAAAUAUUUCCCAGAGACGUGGAUAUGGGACCUUGUUUUAGUCGGUCAGUCUGGAGCGAUGGCUGCUAAUAAAACGGUCCCAGACUCCAUCACUACAUGGCAGGCUGAUGCAUUUUGUACAUCAUCUGUGGGGUUUGGAGUCGCCCCGAAAACUGAGCUUAUUGCCUUCCAGCCUUUCUUUGUGAGCCUCACCAUGCCCAGCUCUGUCAUCCGAGGAGAAGUGUUCAAACUCAAAGCCACCGUCUUCAACUACCUCCAAAGCUGUAUGAUGGUGAAUGUGAUUUUGGCUGAAUCAGAACAAUUCUCAUCACAAGACUGUAAAGGCUGCAGACACACAAGCUGUCUGUGUGCUGACGAGAGUCAGACCUUCUCCUGGACCAUCAGACCGCUGGUUCUCGGUGAGGUGACCAUCACUGUGACGGCGGAGGCCGUGCAGACGUCCACCCUGUGUGGAGUGAGUGCGGUUAUUGUACCAGAGAAAGGACGAAUCGACACGGUCAUUAAAACACUGCUGGUGCAGGCUGAAGGAACCAAACAGUAUAAAAGCUACAAUGAGCUUCUCUGUCCAGAUGGUGUUGCUGAGAAACUGGUCUCACUGAAACUGCCUGCGGUGCUCGUGGAUGGUUCAGCCAUGGCCUCGGUCUCUGUGCUGGGAGAUCUGAUGGGUCGAGCUUUACGGAACCUGGCGAGUCUCCUGGCGAUGCCGUACGGCUGUGGAGAGCAGAACAUGCUGCUCUUUGCUCCCAACAUCUUCAUCCUGCAGUACCUGGAGAGCACCAACCAACUCACUCCUCAGAUCAGGAGCACAGCUCAGACCUACCUCGUGACCGGAUACCAGGGAGAGCUGACCUACAAACACACUGAUGGAUCUUACAGCGCUUUUGGGAUGAGCGACGCAUCAGGAAACACAUGGCUGACGGCGUUCGUGAUGAAGUCUUUCGGAAAUGCGAAGAGGUACAUCUUCAUAGAUCAGGUGUUUGUGGACCAGGCGAAGUCCUGGCUCGGUCAACAGCAGCAGGCUAACGGAUGCUUUGCCUCAGUGGGACAACUCUUCCAUCUGGACAUGAAGGGAGGAGUAAAUGAUGACGUGACCCUCUCGGCGUACAUUACGGCUGCGAUGCUUGAGCUCAGUUAUACAGUAACAGAUCCUGUGGUGAAUAACGGUCUUACAUGCCUGAGGAACGCGUUCACUCAGGUGACCUCCACCUACACCAAGGCUCUCCUCUUCUACACCUUCACCCUGGCUGGAGAUCAGGGGAUGAGGAACACACUCAUCUCAGGCCUGGAUGCAGUGGCCAUAGUCUCAGGUGGUGGACGUCACUGGAGCAGCGUGAGUGAUGGAUCAGUGAUAGACUCUUUAGAGGUGGAGAUGACCUCGUAUGUGCUUCUGGCUCUGAUGUCUGGACCUGAGCUGCCCGGGUUUGGUCUGGGUUACAGCACCAGUAUCGUCCGCUGGCUUUCUCAGCAGCAGAACGCCUUCGGAGGCUUCGCGUCUACACAGGACACUGUCGUGGCUCUUCAGGCUCUGACCAAGUACAGCUACGCCACCUACAGUCCAGCAGGAUCUGUAACUGUUACUAUAACAUCACCAUCAGGGCUGAUUAACACGUUCACCAUCAAUCAGAGUAACAGACUGCUGUAUCAGGAGAGUGAGCUGAAGGAGGUUCCUGGUGAUUAUAACGUUAAAGCACAAGGGAAAGGCUGUGUGUACGUGCAGUUCACUCUGUGCUACAACAUCCCUCCUCCUCCUGAACGCUCUUCAUUCACUAUCUCAGCCAGAGCAUCUGGGACCUGCAGAAUCCCAACUCCGUAUCUGGAUUGGAUCAUUACUGUUUUGUAUAACGGCCAACGAUUGGAGACCAACAUGGUGAUCAUCGACGCCAAGCUUCUUUCUGGCUUCAGCUUGGACGAGACGUCUGUGAAGCUCGUGAACAGCGAUAACUCGACUGACGGAUCUGUGAAACGUGUGGAUCAGGCUGAUGGUAAAGUCCUCAUUUACCUUAAUAAACUGAAAAGUGGACAGGAGAAGGUCUACACCAUGAGGAUCGUGCAGGACGUCGUAGUGGGGAACCUGAAACCAGCCAUUGUGAAAGUGUACGAUUAUUACCAGACCAGUGAGUCUGCUGUAACUGACUACACAUCACCUUGUACUUAAUACACUACUGUGUGUUAUUUACACUGUUGUCUGUAACUUCAUUUACAUUUUACUUUUAUCUUUAGUAAAACUUUUAAAUCUCACAAAACUUUGGUGAACAAUAAAUAAGUAUUUUAUAUCUUCCUGAAAGAAAAAUCUGUCUCAUUACGAUCAACAUAAAUACGCAGUACGUCAUUCGUUGGGACUGGAACAGACAAUGCGACAAAAAUGUACGUACGUGAGACCCUGGAUAUGUUUUUUUAAAACAUAAGAUGCUUAAAUUCGUAAAAUUCUUUAUAGAUAUAAUCUCACUCAAUGCCAUAUGAGAUGAAGAGAAGGAGAAAUGUUGAUAAAGUGAUUAAU